Hylaeus volcanicus is the source of this 3015-nucleotide messenger RNA. RefSeq names its product repressor of RNA polymerase III transcription MAF1 homolog (gene Maf1). Gene Ontology annotation, biological process: negative regulation of transcription by RNA polymerase III. Bases 1169 to 1864 code for a protein of 231 amino acids. Gene Ontology annotation, cellular component: nucleus. The record is from RefSeq and is a predicted model, not a curated record. Gene Ontology annotation, molecular function: RNA polymerase III core binding. The transcript has 5 exons. NCBI's taxonomy places the organism in Eukaryota, Metazoa, Arthropoda, Insecta, Hymenoptera, Colletidae.
UUAUUUUUAUAGCUACCAAAAUUAUUCAUCUCUUAUGAAGUCAUUUUCAUAUUUUUAUAUUUUCAACACUUUUUCUGUUCAAACUUCAAAGUUUGAGUGAGUAAAUUUCUGAACAUUACAUAUGAAGGAAAACAAAAUAUUUUCACAUGAAUUAACCUUAGGCGUCAAUGAGUUUAGAUCCGUCACUGCGCGUGAAAGAGAGAGAGGGAAGUUCAAGACGCUUUUCUGUACUAUUUCUGUCACGUAGGCGCAUAUAUUCGUUGUUGCAUAUAGGUGUACUGACAUCGAGACGCAAAUAAUUAGUAAACGGUGCGAAAACAGGAGCGACGGAGGUUGUAGUUUGUUGAUCGAGGAUCAAUCCCGUCAUAGUUACCAAUUGCUUUUUGGGUGUUUUCGUUCGACGAAGUGACCGUGAUAAUUCGAGUGCCAAUCCGUGCGACAACAAUGUCCGUGAUUAUGGAUUGUUUUCGCCAGUAGCGGACGUUGUGAAGUUUGUUAGUCACUUUGUUUAGGUGAAUUCCCGAUAAGCCAUUCUGAACCGUCGUUAUUUCUAUUUGAUUCGUGGCAGGUCCGCCAACGACUUUGUGUUUAGCUUGGUGUUUAUUUUGUAAUCGUGAGACGGCGUCUUUUAUUUCUGAAGGGUAGUUUCCUCUCCAUCCUUUACGCCGCUUUCCCUCUCUUCAGCUGGGUACGUCACUCGCGCACUGUAAGAAAGCCAAAACUUCGCUCGUCACGGCUGAAGCUCGAAUUCGAAGACCGGUUGCUGAAAUCGGGUUCACGUACGGACGUAAAUUCGUCUCAAUAUCUUUAAUUAGAGAUCUGUGAUGUACAAGCUCAGUGUCGCGGGAAAAAUCAUCACAUCCACAAUUAAUUUCGUGCACUCGAAAAGGAAAGGAAUUUUCAUAUACAUAAAAAAAAUGUACAAAGACUCAAUAAGUCUUCGAUGUCAAAGAAGUUUUUUAACGUUUCGCUUAUACUGAACGCCUUGGCCGUCCGACUGAGAAACGAGGUCAAGUUUUUGCCACGAAAUACACACUACAAGUCAUCGACUCCGAUGUAAUGGAGUGUUAAAGAUACAAGAAGCGUUCAGCUAGGAGAUCCACCAAGGAUAUCUGUCACAUUGACGCUGUUCUUACACGUCUUAAAGAGAAACAUCGUUAUAUGCAAGAUGAAAUUGUUGGAGAGUACACGCUUUGAAGCUAUAAACAGUGCCUUGUCCAUCAAAACUGGAGACAGUAAGAUAAUAGGCAGGAUAGAGAGCUACUCAUGCAAAAUGGCUGGGAAUGAUAAACAGCUAUACAAACGUUUCAAUGCAGAACAAGGAUUCACUCCGCAUGAUCUUCAAGCUUUAUCACCACCGCAAACAUCUUUGGGGACAUCCCCUGCUCAAAGUCGCAGCGUUUCUGGCGACGAAGAUGGUCCACUGUGCGAUACAAUCAGUAGAAAAACAUUAUUCUAUUUGAUUGCCACUUUAAAUUCAGCUUUCCACCCAGAUUAUGAUUUUUCUGAUGCUAAGAGCCAUGAAUUCAGCAAAGAACCAAGUUUAACGUGGGUCAUGAAUGCUGUAGAUAGCAAUUUGAGUGCAACUGCAGGAGAUCAUUACCGCACCCUUCGAACAGCACUUUGGGCAGCUGUUGAUGAUGAAAUAUCAUUAAGCGAAUGUGAUAUUUAUAGUUACAAUCCAGACUUUGUGUCUGAUCCAUUUGGAGAAGAUGGAUGUUUAUGGUCUUUUAAUUAUUUCUUCUAUAAUAAGAAGUUGAAACGCAUUGUGUUCUUCACAUGCAGAGCAAUAAAUCCUCUCUACGUACUAGAUUCUGGAGUUGGCAGUGACUUUGCCAUGGAUGAAGAUGAAGAUAGAUACUAAAUUUAUGAUACAUAUUUACAAACGUUAUCUCCAUCUUUAUUAAUUUUGCCAUAGAAAAGCACGAAUGAACAUUCAAUUUUUCUUCUAUUACAUAAAACUUAUUAUGUACAAUGAUACAUCUUAAUUUUCAUAAUUACUCUAAAUAACUUCCUUCGUAGUGACGUUUGUUUUAGAUUGAAUAUCGCUAACAGAAAAUUCUUUUACCACCUUUCCUCUUUAGUUUCUUAUAGUAUUAACGUUGAAGUAUAGUCGACAGAGAAUCAAAUAGACGAACAAGUUUGGAAGAUUUUUAAAAUUUGAUUUUUUUCUGCGUGAAUUGUAUUUUUCGCAUACAGACUAACAUUCAGUAUAUUUUAAGCAUACGACUCAACUAAAUGUUAGUCAAAGUCGUGUAAGUCCAACUACAGACAUUUACGUUACAUGGUAUGUAAAAAGAUAUUCAAAUUCGAAACUGGAGAGAAUCUUCGUUAUUGUUUAAAUAUAAAAACAAAACGACUUAACGGAUUUUUAAAUUGAUGUUGUACUGAGUUACUCUGUUAGAUGUUAAAGAUAAAUCAAGUUUAGGUAAUAGAACGGGAUUAGACAAUUAUUAGAGCAAUGCUAGAUCUAAAGGUGCAGCAUUAAAUUUCAAAUCCUAGUCAAUAUACUUUUGAGUUAGAAAAACUGCAAACUAUUCGUGUUGUUUGCUAUAAAUAUGUCACAAAAUAUUUUCAAUAUAUUAAUAGCACUUAGUACAGAAUUGUGCUUUUUCCUUUUCUUCACUUGUAACUUCUGACAAGUGCCGUUGAUUUUAAUUUCUGUUUAUAUGUAAAUAUAUCUCAAAUUGUAGAGAUUUCCAUCCAGUUUGUCACAAUCAUUUCGAUCAAAUAUAUGAAUAAAACGAGUAAUGGAUCAAUUUUAGUAUAGGAUAGUAGACUUUUCUAAUACUUUUGCUUAGACUGGAAACUUAAUUUUAUUUCACUGAUGAAUAUGUAUAAUAUAUAUUAUACCUCUCAUGAACUAAAAAAGACAGCACUGUGGUUGCAUUAGAUUAGGUUUCGGAUUAAAGAAAAACAGUGAUUACGAGGCAAUUUCUAUAACAUAUGUAUAACUUUAGUUUCUUUAAAACUACACAUUUGUCUGUUAGCAUUUCAAUAAACUUUAUAAAUCGA